GGGCGCAGCAUUUGCCGGAACAGGAAUGUUGCCGCUGUUCAUGUCCGAAAUCGGAUACAACGUGGUAAUGGUCGAGCAUGGUGAGCGUCUCUGGGAUCGUGGUUCCCGGUUGGAAAACUGGAAUAGCAAAAUGGGCAUCGAAUGGUGGCUAUGGUUCGUCCCUUAUCAUAAUACGACUGGCGACGGUAUCCAUGAUGUUUACAACAAAAAGAUAUACAAGAGACUGGUUGGGGAUGCUUUGGCUCAGGCUAGGAUGCAGGUCGUCACUUUAGGACUCCCUACCAAUUUCUCUGGGAACAGUGUUGAAACUGGAAAUAGUGCAGCAAUCGAACAUGCAGGCGAACGCGACAUGGUUUUGACGAUGCCUCGCGUAGAUCCAGAACUCUCUAACUGCACGACAUCCCACGUCUGCUUGUCAAGUAUGGGGUCGACCGGUGGGGAUGAAAACCGGAUACCCUCAGGUGCCACUCAAUCAUCAAGGACAAACGCAAGCUCGGAAAUGAGUUCUCUCCGUAUGCCCAAGGUUAUUCGACAGAGCUCAGGUCUCGCAGGUCCCGUGUUUGAUGACCAGGAAGACGGCAUUUCGGGGUCUCAAUCGCAAAACUGUAUCCAGGAGUACGUCAUCGAUGAGGAACCUCGUGGGCACUUUACUCCAAAGUUACCCUCAACACGGACUCAGGGCCCACGUCAACGUGCACUCAAGUCUCAGCCAGGAUCUUCGGCUCGACAGCGUCAAAGAACUGUGAGUGGUGGAAUAGGCGGGAGCUACGGAGGGCCCAUCAAGGACUUUGGGAUGGGUCUUGGCACGGACGGCAUUCCGGUCGAUAGUGGCACAGGCCUGAAGCUGAGCAGUGGGCGAGUCAAUCGGUCCAGCCAGAGCAAUGGCAAGAGCAAUGGUUGUCAGCAGCAAGACUAGUACUAGAGCUUAGUUUUAUACGAACACUCCUGUAUUCUUUUCUAGAAGUUUUCAAAUCAACAUUUUCUACUAGAU
This is a messenger RNA of Gamsiella multidivaricata, 991 nucleotides long. RefSeq lists its product as uncharacterized. NCBI's taxonomy places the organism in Eukaryota, Fungi, Mortierellomycota, Mortierellomycetes, Mortierellales, Mortierellaceae. The coding region runs from base 26 to 916 and encodes 296 amino acids. The transcript has 2 exons. The record is from RefSeq and is a predicted model, not a curated record.